Plasmodium vinckei vinckei is the source of this 411-nucleotide messenger RNA. Its product is annotated as protein transport protein GOT1, putative. Gene Ontology annotation, biological process: endoplasmic reticulum to Golgi vesicle-mediated transport; retrograde transport, endosome to Golgi. NCBI's taxonomy places the organism in Eukaryota, Apicomplexa, Aconoidasida, Haemosporida, Plasmodiidae. The record is from RefSeq and is a predicted model, not a curated record. The transcript has a single exon. The coding region runs from base 1 to 411 and encodes 136 amino acids.
AUGUGGGAUGAAAACAAAACAAUAGGUUUGGUGCUAUUUGUUUUAGGAGUAGUAUCAGGAUUUAUAGGAGUGUUUUUAUUUUUUGAUAAGUUUUUUUUAUGCAUUUCUAAUUUGUUUUUAUUAUUGGGUUUAUAUUAUUUAUUGGGACCAGCAAAAAUUGUAAAAUUUGUUACAAAUAGAAAUAAAGUUGGAGGAAGUGCAUGCUUUUUAUUAGGCUUUUUGUUAAUACUUUUCGGAAGAACAUUUUUUGGCUCUUUAUUUCAAGGAUAUGGCUUAUAUAGAUUAUUUUUUUCCUUUUUACCAAAUAUUAUUAGUACCGUGAAAUAUUCACCGCUUGGUUUUAUACUAGAGAUACCAGGAAUUAAACAAAUAUCUGAAUAUCUUUUAAAUAACAAGCGUUUACCGAUUUGA